This is a messenger RNA of Orycteropus afer afer, 3714 nucleotides long. Lineage: Eukaryota; Metazoa; Chordata; Mammalia; Tubulidentata; Orycteropodidae. The record is from RefSeq and is a predicted model, not a curated record.
AUGGGGGAGCAGAAAGUGAGCAGACAGUUCAAGCAAUGUCACAGGACAACAUCCUGGGCAAAGUCAAAACUCUUCAGUCGACUAAGCAGUAUGUUCCUGCAACAAUUGGGCAAGAACAUCAAGUUUGGGCAGCCCCCACUCAGUGCCAUUCCCAUGAAGAAGGCAGACAGUGGAGAGGCUAGCUUAGAAGAGGAUCUGUUCCUGACCAGUCCCAUGGAAAUUGUGACUCAACAGGACAUUGUCCUCUCAGACACCGAGAACAAAUCCAGUGAAACGCCAAGUUCUCUCAGUCCUUUGAAUCUAUCUGGAGCUGGAAGUGAGAUGGAAGAGAAGGUUGCUCCAGUUAAACCAUCUCGGCCAAAAAGGCAUUUCUCUUCUGCUGGAACCAUUGAAAGUGUCAACCUAGAUGCCAUCCCUCUGGCCAUUGCUCGCCUGGACAACAGUGCUGCCAAGCACAAACUGUCUGUUAAGCCAAAAAAGCAGAGGGUAUCAAAGAAGCACAGGAGACUGGCCCCGGAUCGACAAAAUGAGCAAGGUGACCUGGAGGGACAGCCAUCCCUGAACCAGAAUGGACACCCCAGAGAAGACAAGCAGAUUUGUCAUGGAGAGGAACCAGAGCCACUGGAUUCCGAGGAAGAGAAAAGACACCAAGAAGAAUACUGGCAGGAACUUGAGGCCAAGUGCAAACGGCAAAAGGCCGAGGCAGCAGAGAGGAGACGCCUAGAAGAGCAGAGGCUGCAGGCCCUGGAGAGGCGGUUGUGGGAAGAGAACCGAAGGCAGCAGCUCUUGGAGGAGGAAGGAGAGGAGGAAGAAGGGAAGAAGCAAGAACCUCUGCUAGACGUAGAGGAAAGGAGGCGGGAGGAAGAGGAAAGGAGGCAGGAGGAGCUCAGACACCAGGAGGAACAGAGGAGGCAGGAGGAGGAGGAGCAAAGACUGCGGGAGAGAGAAGAAAAGCGGAUGAAGGAGCUCAAAAGGGAGGAGGAACUGGAGGAACAGAGGAGGCAGGAGGAGGAGGAGCAAAGACUGCGGGAGAGAGAAGAAAAGCGGAUGAAGGAGCUCAAAAGGGAGGAGGAACUGGAGGAACAGAGGAGGCAGGCGGAGGUGGCCAAGCUUGUUCAGGAGGAGGAGGUGAGGAGACAGGAGGAGCUCAAAAAGCAGGAGGAAAUGGAGCUGCAGAGGAGACAGGAAGCCGAAAAGAAGCACCAGGAAGCCCUGCAGAGACGGGAUGAAGAGAGGAGACUGGAGAGAGAGAAAAAACGGGGCUUGUGGAGCCCACUUCAGAAUGACUUUGAAGAGAAGCCAGGAGAACAAGAAAACGUGAAAGCCAAAAAGCAAAGAGAAAGCUCUGAGGAGCCGCGUAUUGAUGAGAAGCAAAGGUUUGAGGCCAAGCCGUCAAGAGAGCAGCAGGGAAAGAGGGGAUAUGUUCAUGGGGAUGACCAUCGCUUACUUCUGGAAAAGAGAGAAGAACCUAAAUCAGAACCUCCCCAGAAGAAAGAGGGGCCAAAGCAAGAAAUACUGACUCCAGUGGAGAAGAAAGAAGCAGUCACUCCAGAAGCAGAUCGGAAGGUGGAGGAACUCAGGUGGCAGGAAGUGGAUGAGAGGCAGACCAUGCCCAGGCCCUACACAUUCCAGGUGUCCUCAGGAGGGAAGCAAAUCCUCUUCCCCAAAGUCAACCUGACCCCAGUGACUCCUGGGAAGGACACGGGGCUUGUGUCUGCUCCCCUUGAACCAAAGGCCCACAAAGCCAGCCCAGCCUCUCACACUCUGCCCUCAACCCUGAGCAUUCCCCACACAGCCAUUCUGGUCACGGGAGCUCAGCUCUGCGGCCCAGCCGUCAACCUGAACCAGAUCAAGGACACAGCGUGCAAGUCUCUCUUGGGCUUGUCUGAAGAAAAGAAGCACAUGGACCUCCCCACCGUGGAGAACCCACCCCGAGCCCCCAGUGACUCCCAGACAAGCAGUGGGAAGGCCAAGCCUCCACAGAAGUCUUUGAGCAGUGGGGCAGCACUAGCUGAAUGGGCUUCCAUUCGGUCCAGAAUCCUGAAGACUGCGGACAGUGACCAGCGUGCUGAGAGAGACCAGAGGUCAGGUGAUGAGUUGACUCCCAGGGGCCGAUGUGAUUCUCGUGGAAACCUCCGGAAGACCCCACCGCUCAAUGCAAAGUUCUCUAUUAUGCCUGCCUGGCAGAAAUUCUCUGAUGGUGGCAUGGAGAUCUCCAAACACAGCACAGAAGCAGAAAGUAUUCAAAAAAGACCAGUGUCAGAACCCAGUGAAGAGUCAGAGCCCCUGCCUCCAGCCACUGGUCCUCAUGAGCACCAGAAGAGUCCAGAGAAACUGGGGGUGCAUCAGGAGCCAACAGACACCACCGAGGGAUGCAAAUUUGCCAAAGAUCUUCCAUCCUUCCUUGUUCCGAGCCUUCCUUCUCCUCCACAGAAGAUGGUGACCCACACAGAGUCCGUGAGUACUUCAGAAAGUGAGACUACAAGUGGUAACAGGAAGCCAGACCACAUGAUGGCGGGUGGGGAGGAAAAAGCCUCACCUUUUGGAAUAAAAUUGAGGAGGACCAACUACUCCUUACGCUUCCACUGUGACCAACAGACGGAACAAAAGAAGAAGAAAAGGCACAGCAGCACAGGGGACAGUGCUGAGGGGGGCCCUUCUGCUCUGGAGAGCACAGGUGGAGAGAAAGAGACAGGGGAUGUGGCCCUCAAGCAUGGCUCACCCCUCACCCAAGGGAGGAAGCCGUCCUCAACCACCAGAAAGGACUCCACAGAAACCCCUUCCAGCCACUCACCUCCUGUGUCUCAGCCCGGGCCCCCACCACUCAACAGCCAGACCCCAGCUGCAGAUCAUGAUAAGGUAGCAAAUAAAAUGUCAUUGGUGCAGAAACCAGCUCUGGCUCCUAAGCCCACCAGCCAGACCCCACCGUCAUCCCCACUGUCCAAACUAAGUAGGCCCUACUUAGUCGAGUUGCUGGCCCGCCGAGCGGCCAAGCCCGACACCGAACCCAGCGAGAGGGCCAAAGAGAGCCAGGAGAGCAGUGACACCUGGCCACCCUCACCACCACCCCCCGAGGAAAGGAAGGGACAGAAGAAGGAGGAGGAGGAAGAGCUGCCAGAGAGGAAACCCUCUUCCCCGGCUCUGCCUGCUGCUUGCCAAGAGAAGCCUUCCCAAACACGUGAAGGUGGGAGGAAAGAAAACCUGGUGCUUCAGAGCAGGCACUCUUUAGAUGGCUCCAAACUCAUGGAGAAAGCUGAAACUGCGCAGCCACUGUGGGUUACGUUAGCACUGCAAAAACAAAAGGGGUUUCGGGAGCAGCAAGCAACGCGAGAGGAGAGAAAGCAAGCCAGAGAAGCCAAGCAGGCAGAAAAGCUCUCCAAAGAAAACGUCAGUGUCAGCCCGCAGCCUGAAAGUGGCAGUGUCAGCAGAGCUGGUUCUCUGCACAAGUCUCCUGCUCAGCCAGCAGAAGAGAGGAAGCCAGAGACCGCAGUGGCUAGGCUCGAGCGCAGAGAACAGCUGAAAAAGGCCAGCACUCUUCCUACAUCUGUGACAGUGGAGAUCUCGGAUUCAGCUCCCCCAGCGCCCCUGGUGAAAGAAGUGACGAAGAGGUUCUCCACGCCAGACACUGCCCCUGUGUCCACAGAACCAGCCUGGCUGGCUUUGGCCAAAAGGAAAGCCAAGGCCUGGAGCGACUGUCCGCAGAUUAUUAAGUAA